CUGUACUCUGUCAGCUGUAAUAGAUCGUCCUGAGAGGAGAGCCAGCUGAUCAUGGAGUCUGGAACGAACAGGAUAGGACGGCGUGGUGGCAGGUGGAUUAUUCAGUCUCUAGCUGUACUCUGUCAGCUGUAAUAGAUCCUCAGAGGAGGAGAGCCAGCUGAUCAUGGAGGCUGGAAGGAACAGGAGAGGAUGUUUGUUAAGCGUUGUUCAGAAGGAGCAUCUGAACCUGGACGACCUGAGAGACAGAGCUCAGGGCUUAGAAAACAAUUAUGUCUUUAAAAAUGACAAAAUCCCAGAAUACCCACGACCAGAGAUCCAUGUGAGCCAUCUGAAACACGACACCGACAGAAAGGGUUUGAUCGGCAUCAAGCUGUUCAGAGGCUUCAGGAACCCGUGGAGAGAAGACCUGGUGUGGUGGGGUCUGUCGGUGGGGAGGGAGGAACUCAGAUCAGCUGAGCAGCGCCUCCUCCAGGAAACAUACCCGGACCGAACAGAGCAGCAGGUCCAGGAUCAGCAGAGCUUCCUGGGGAAGUUUGCCUCUUCGCUGGCCUUCAAGAAGAUCUCCAGGCUGGGAUCGUACCGCUUCACCUUCCCCCUUCAGGAGCUGCUGGAGGCCUACAGUCGGCAGUUUUGCGGCGGUGAGCAGCCCCUCAUGCGGGUGUAUGAGACCCACCUGUACAAACAGGAAGUGAUGUACGUGGUGCUGGUCCACAGUCCGGCCAAUCAGGAGCAGUUCUCAGAAUAUCCUCUUCUGUCCGACGACCCAAACGCUGUCUGCUGUUACAGAGAUGGCCGCUUCAUCUGGAGGCCUGAGGCCAUGUGUGAAACUCACAGAUUCGAGUUGUUCCGGAACGAUGAGACUCAGCUGAUGGAGGCUCGGCCCUGCAGCCCUCAUGAGCACUAUGUCUGGGAUAAUGUGGGCAUCGCUCUGCAUGUGGAGGACAAGCUGCUGGAGUUCGAUCCGGACCGACUGAGAGAGAAACUGAAGUUCUGCGAAGGAGAAAAACUUCUCCACUUUAAGGUCAAGUUUGAUGACUUCCCGUCUGCCGAGGCGACUGUUCGCAGACUUUGGCCUGAACACCCCUCCCCACUGCAGAGAGAUGAAGAGCCCUCCCCACUGCAGAGAGAUGAAGAGCCCUCCCCACUGCAGAGAGAUGAAGACCCCUCCCCACUGCAGAGAGAUGAAGAGCCAGGGAGAGAUGAAGACCACUCCCCACUGCAGAGAGAUGAAGACCCCUCCCCACUGCAGAGAGAUGAAGACCCCUCCCCACUGCAGAGAGAUGAAGAGCCCUCCCCACUGCAGAGAGAUGAAGAGCAGGACAUUAAUAAAGCAGAAUAG
Messenger RNA from Trematomus bernacchii (emerald rockcod), 1339 nucleotides. RefSeq lists its product as uncharacterized. The record is from RefSeq and is a predicted model, not a curated record. The coding region runs from base 164 to 1339 and encodes 391 amino acids. NCBI's taxonomy places the organism in Eukaryota, Metazoa, Chordata, Actinopteri, Perciformes, Nototheniidae. The transcript has 6 exons.